Jaculus jaculus (lesser Egyptian jerboa) is the source of this 1894-nucleotide messenger RNA. It is a transcript of the gene Ostm1, whose product is annotated as osteoclastogenesis associated transmembrane protein 1. The record is from RefSeq and is a predicted model, not a curated record. The transcript is spliced from 6 exons. Gene Ontology annotation, cellular component: cytosol. The coding region runs from base 67 to 1074 and encodes 335 amino acids. Gene Ontology annotation, biological process: osteoclast differentiation. NCBI's taxonomy places the organism in Eukaryota, Metazoa, Chordata, Mammalia, Rodentia, Dipodidae.
UGUCUGCGGUCUCCGGCUAGGGGCGGAGAAUCCGAGCGGGGUUGCCGGCUACUCGUAAAGCCGGUGAUGGGUCCCGAACCCGCGGUGACGCGGCGCGGGUCGUCGCGUCCGUGGUGGCUGCCACUGGCGCUGCUGCUGUGGUCCGGGCCGGCGCUGGGCGCGCUUCUUUUCGGCAGCAGGCAGCCCAGGGUCUUCGCGGACUUUCUGUCGGAGCAGCAGUUGCUGGAGGUGGAGGACUUGAGCCUGUCCCUGCUGCAGGGCGGAGGCCUGGGGUCGCUGUCACUGCUGCCUCCGGACCUGCCGGAUCUGGAUCCCGAGUGCCGGGAGAUGCUGCUGGACUUCGCCAACAGCAGCGCCGAGCUCACCGGGUGUCUGGUGCGCGGCGCUCGGCCCGUGCGCCUCUGCCAGACCUGCUACCCUCUCUUCCAACAGGUGGCCAGCAAGAUGGACAACAUCAGCCGAGCCGUGGGGAAUUCUUCAGAGAGUCAGAGUUGUGCCAGAAGUCUCCUAAUGGCAGAUCGAAUGCAGGUGGUUGUGAUUCUCUCUGAGUUUUUCAAUGCCACCUGGCAGGAGGCAAAUUGUGCAAAUUGUUUGGCAAACAACAGUGAAGAUUUAUCAAACAGCACAGAACAUUUCCUUCGUUUGUUUAACCAGACCUUGACCUGCUUUGAGCAUAACCUUCAGGGGAGCACACAUGGUCUUCUCCCACCAAAAAAUUACUCAGAAGUAUGCAAAAACUGUAAUGACGCAUACAAAACCCUGAGUACCCUGUACAGUGACAUGCAGAAAAUGAAUGAGCUUGUGAACAAGGCUGAGCCUGGAACGCAUUUGUGCAUUGACGUGGAGGACGCGAUGAACAUAACUCGAAAACUGUGGAGUCGAACCUUCAACUGCUCCAUCACCUGCAGCGACACGGUGUCUGUUGUCGCCGUGUCUGUUUUCAUCCUCUUCCUCCCUGUCGUCUUCUACCUCAGCAGCUUUCUUCACUCGGAGCAGAAGAAGCGCAAGCUCAUUCUGCCCAAACGACUCAAGUCAAGUACCAGUUUUGCUAACAUUCAAGAAAAUUCCAACUGAAACCUACAAAAUGGAGACUUGACAUUGAUCACAUGAAUGCAAAGUUCAAGACACAGCUUGGUCAGAAAGAAGAUAAACUGAUCUGAGUCUCCUUUAUCAGAGAUUCAAGGACAUCACAUUUACCUUUCAAUAUGAAUUUUUAAUUUUUCUUUUCUUGUGAACCCUCUUUUUAAAGAUUUAGGUAUUUUUAAUUUCCAGGCACAGCAGUGUUAUAUAUAUUUUAAAGUGCAUUUGUUACAGUAACAAAAGAGAUAAGAAGUAACCUUUGUUUUAUUUUAGAGAUAUAUUAUUAGUACUUGACACUUGUGGUAUCUCCUUCCUAGCAGAAGUACCAAAAAUACAAGUUUUUGAAGAGUAAUAUUUACAAAUUAGUUUCAGUAAAGACUUUGAAAAAGGAGUAAAUAUAUACUUGCCAAAUGAUAGAAGGUCAAGUUCAUUUAAAUGAAUCCCCAUUGCAGUGUUAUUGAUACAGAUGCAGUGUGUUAUACAUUAUAAAAACAUAUACUCUAUGUUUUCUAGCCUCCCUAAAGUCACUUUUGAAACCACUAAUUUAAACUUCUUUAAAAUGUUUAGAAGUGAUAAACCAUAGUACAUUUAUCUUUGUAAAAGGGUUAUGGUAACUUUUUUUCUUACUUGACUUUUUUGUUUGUUUGUUUAUUUCGAGGCAGGGUCUCACUCCAGCAUAGGCUCACCUAGAACUUACUGUGUAGUCUCUGGGUGGCCUCAAACUUGUGGCAAUCCUCGUAUUUCAGCCUCUCCAGUGCUGGGAUUAAAGGCAUGCGCCACCAUGCCCAGCCUUACUUGACUUUUAUAAAUAGUA